Molecule: messenger RNA, 2757 nt
Organism: Eucalyptus grandis
Lineage: Eukaryota; Viridiplantae; Streptophyta; Magnoliopsida; Myrtales; Myrtaceae
Product: putative receptor-like protein kinase At3g47110
Exons: 7
Coding region: 1-2757 (918 amino acids)
Biological process (GO): protein phosphorylation
Molecular function (GO): protein kinase activity; protein binding; ATP binding
Source: RefSeq, a predicted model, not a curated record
AUGUCCUUGAUCUUGAGAUCACAAGGCUUGGGAGGCUUCUUAUCUCCUCACAUAGGUAACCUCUCUUUCCUUAAGAUCGUGGUUUUACAAAACAAUAGCUUUGGCGGUGAAAUCCCAUCACAGAUCGGCAACUUGUUUCGGCUCCGCAAUCUUGAUCUUAGUAACAACUCUUUUGGUGGGUCAAUACCCUCCAAUCUUUCCCGCUGCUCAAACCUCGAGUCCUUGAAUCUUGUAGAUAACCGACUUGUGGGGGGAAUUUGUUCCAAUCUUGGUUCUUUACCAAGGCUUAAAUUCUUGCGCUUGUCUAAGAACAAUCUUGUAGGUCCUAUUCCUCCUUCGAUUGGAAACCUCUCGCUGCUACAACACCUCUCUUUGGCAGAAAAUGCUUCAAGGAGCGAGGAACUGUCCAGACUUGAGAGUUGCGGGAAGCUUUCCUUCGAUAUUGGCACCACUCUUCCUUCUCUCUAUUACCUUGGAGGGCUCAAUAACAUGUUCACCGGGAUAAUUCCGUCAUCUUUGACGAAUACCACCAGUCUUCGGGGACUUUACCUUGCUAACAAUAAUUUCCAUGGGCCAAUACCGAAAAAUCUGGGAAGGCUAAAGGGCCUUUACGUGAUUGCAUUGGGUUUAAACCAGUUGCAGGAUGACUUGAGUUUUAUUUCUUCUUUAGCUAAUUGUUCCAACUUAGAAAUUCUCUCGGUGGAAGAGAACUCGAUUCACGGAUCAUUGCCAACAUCCAUCUCCAAUCUCUCCACCAGCAUUAAGCAAAUUUCAAUGUCAAACAAUCUGAUCCAUGGAACUAUUCCUUCAGCCUUCGGAAAUCUCUUCAACUUGACGUAUUUGAGUUUAAAGAAUAAUUCUCUAACCGAUAGCCUUCCUGAUUCUAUUGGAGCACUUUACAACUUGCGGGUACUUUUUUUGAGCAGAAACAUGUUUACUGGAGAGAUACCGCCUUCGAUUGGUAAUAUGACAUCUUUAAAUAGGCUUUUCCUUCAAGACAACAAUUUCCAAGGCUACAUACCACAAAGUCUUGGCAAUUGCACGCAACUAAUCGAGCUAGAGCUUUCAAACAACAGUCUAAGUGGCUCAAUUCCAGUCGAAAUUGUGGGCCUUUAUUCCUUGUCAAUCCUCUUCAGCUUAGCGCAUAAUAAUCUAAGUGGAUCUCUUCCAUAUCAAGUUGGGUCUUUAAGGAGUCUCGAAGAAUUAGAUCUGUCUUACAAUAGAUUGACCGGCUUAAUUCCAGCCUCCAUCAGCGGAUGCUUGAGAUUGGCACGGCUUGGCUUAGAAGCUAAUUCUUUUCAUGGUCAAAUCCCUCUAGCUUUAAGUCCAUUACAACGCCUAGAAGUGCUGGAUCUUUCCGAUAACAAUUUUUCUGGUCCAAUCCCGAGCUUUCUUACAGAGUUCUUAUUGCUUAAAUACUUGAAUAUGUCAUUCAAUGAACUAGAAGGACAAGUUCCGGAGAGCGGAGUUUUUCUCAAUGCAAGUGUUGUAUCAGUUUCUGGAAAUAGGGGACUUUGUGCAGGUGUUCCAACUCUGAAGCUUCCUCUUUGUAAAUUACCAAGCUCUAACAAGUCUUCUACAAUCAAGGCCAUAAUAACAUUUGUGGUCGCUAUCAGCUUGUUAUGUUUAGCUUUGUUGUUCCUGUCUAUUUUCGGUUACUGCAAAAAGAAGCGACAAGAACCACUUUGCUGGAUGUCAUCAUCUUUCAAGAACCAAUUCAUGAGGAUUUCUUAUGAUGAACUCUCGAGAGCUACUAAUAGAUUCUCAGAGACCAAUUUGAUUGGUAAAGGGAGAUAUGGCACAGUUUAUAUGGGGAUUCUUGAGGGCAUUGCCAUUGUGGCAGUAAAGAUACUAAGCGUCUGUUCAAGCGUGGACAUUCAUGGCAAUGACUUCAAAGCUCUAAUAUAUGAGUUCAUGGCUAACAGGAGUUUGGAGUGGUUGCACCCUGAGACUAUAGUGCGAGAUGAUGAGCAUGGCAAAUCAAGAAAUCUAAGACUAGUGCAAAGGUUAAACAUUGCCAUCGACAUAGCUAUUGUGAUCGAAUAUCUCCAUAAGGGUUGCUCUCCAGCAAUCGUCCAUGGAGAUUUGAAGCCAAGUAAUGUGCUUUUGGAUGAUGACAUGGUGGCUCAAGUUGGAGAUUUCGGGCUUGCUAUGAUCAUUUCAACGGUGUCAUCCGAAACCACAGGAGUUCAGGACCAGGAGUAUGGCAUCGGACACCAAGUUUCUACACUUGGGGAUGCAUACAGUUACGGCAUUCUAUUAUUGGAGAUGUUCACUGGAAAGAGACCCACUGAAGAGGCCUUUGGGUAUUGUCUUAACCUUCAUAGCUUUGUCCAAAUGGCUCUUCCUGAUCGAGUGAUGGACAUUGUAGACUCAAGGCUUUGGAGUGAAGCUGGUGAUCGACAGCAGGGGAUGAGGAUCAAAGAUUGCAUAAUCUCCAUUUUUGAAGUUGGAGUCGCAUGUUCGAUAGAAUCACCACUGGAUCGAAUGGACAUGACUGAGGCGAUUAGGAAAUUAUACUCGAUCAAGGGAAGUUAUGAAAUCAAAGAGAGGACAGAUGUUCCUUUGGAAAGCUGGCAAGAUCGUACUUUGGCCCUAUUGAUAAUAGCUGCCGUGGCUUCCUUGGUACUUGGAAUAAAGACACAGAGUGGCAGAAGAAUGGAAGUUUCAAUAUAUGAUGCCAUUGUUGGUGAUGCUGUUCUCCUUAAGAUUGGUGACCAGACAGAGUCUUGUUUCUGGUCAUUCCCUGGCGAUUGA